UAUCUCGCAACACCGUAUUGGCAGGCCGUGUUUUGGGAUCAAUGGUGGCCGCGGAGGGCGUGCUUGUGCUCCCCUUCUAGACCCGCUGCUGCGUCCCGUGGCAGGCGUUGCAUGUUGGAGUAGUGCCCACAGUGGAUGGAGGACAUAAGAACAUAAGAAGAAGAAGAACAUAGGGAGACUGCAAGAGGCCGAAUGGCCUACACAAAGCAGCCCCAGAUUCCCCCCCACUACCACCUGUCAUCCUCAUCCAUUGGUAUGGCGAGUGGAGAUGGGGACCGGCUGAGAGUGGUGAGUGCGGUGAACCUGCGUCACAAGAUGGACGCCUUAGUGUCUGACCUCUCCCAUGCGCUGGAUGAGUCGCAGCUCCCACAGUACCAUCGCAAGAGGAGGGGCUUCAAGCGGCGUGCCAAGCUUGCAAACACCCUUGGAUUAUCAAGCAACCGAGGACUAAGUGAAGACUCCUCAAGCAGCAUUGGUGAAGUUUUACUAUCUCAGGAUAACAAGUCCUCCAUUCCCUUGACUGACUCAGAUGACUUGAGUCCCCCUCCAGAGCACCGCCACCGCACACAGCUCCUCACCCACCACCGCCCAUCCUCCAACUUGGUGGAGUCAGACUCAGUCAAUGAGAACUUUUCGCCGGCACGCCCUCACAACCGCAGUGUCAAUCUCUUCUUAUGCAGGAAGCGGAAGUGCAAGAGGAUGGCUCUGGACCCUGAUGCCCCCUCCACUUCCACUCCCCCCGGCCCUCCCAACACCCCUUCCACCCUCCCCAUGGCCAAGCCCGCAGUAGCUGUCACCUCCACCAGCCUUUCCAGUGUGUCCUCCAACAGCCGCAAAAAGAAGAUCCUCAGGCCGUCAGUGGACUCUGAGAACAGAUACUUGGCAGUUUCAGCAGGCAAGCGUAAGCGGGGCCGUGAGCGGACAGUGGAGUGGUGCGGCAGCCACCACCUCUCCCACAGCAAGCGACACGGGUCAUCCACCAGCCAUUUUCACAGUCUCCGGAUGCACCGCUCAUCCCAGGCUAGUGCAGAGGACAGCAUGGACUAUGACUACUCUGACGAUGCAAACAUGGAACACAGUAGCAGUGAAAGCAGCAGCGAGAGUGAGACAGGCAUCUACACCUGUGAUGAGGGUCGGGAGGCUGAUGAUGAGCAGAGUGACUGGUUUGCCGAGCCAGACCCGGUGUAUGGAGUGCCUGGUGCCCCCAACCCCGCUCGCCAACGGAAUCCCUCCAACCGCCUCUCCUGGUGGAAUGAUGAGUUUGACUUGUCUCUCUCAGCCAAGGCUCUGUUCAAAGAGAGGUAUGAGACAAUGUCCGUGGAGAACCAACAGGCCUGCAGACUCAGAUUCCAAAAGCUUAGAGAGAGGCUUUUGAGACGAGAGAUCCGGGCUGGACGCAGGAGACUGAGGGAUAGGAAGCCCGGGUUCAGCAUUGUGUCUUCUGUCAAUGACAAGGUUUCCAGGUUCCUCCAGGAUCCACGCCAGUCAGAGCUGCGCCUGAGGCCCAUGACAGACAAGGAUCGUGACCAGCUGAAUCACUUGGCCAACCUAUACUCCCUCACUAUCCACAGCAAUGAUGACCACACUGCUCCCAUCCUCACCAAGACCAGAAACACCAUCACCAAGCAGUGGCUGGAGGUGGAUGAAGCCCUUGCCUGUGGGGGAACCUUCCCUGGAGGUCUGCCAGUGCCGUUAAGUGAUCUUAAACGGCGAAGACGCACGCCUCCACCCACUUCCAACAAUCUGACUGAGGGCAGCAAUGACUCUGUGGAGAGUGUGUCCAAUAGUGCUGGGCUUUCAGGUGCGUACCGUCCUCCAGUGCCAAGUGUCAGCUGGGAUGAUGAUGUUGGUGACUGCUGCGCCGACUCCUUAUCUGAACGGCUGGCUGACUCUGAGCCAGACCCUCUGCCUUCCCCCACCUCCCUCGGCCUGCACGACUGCACGCUCUGAGACUGCUUCAGGCUGACUGCUCCAUCACUGCCAUUGUUUAUAGUUAUUUUCAAGAACACAUUUUGGCUGAACCAUUGGAGGAAUAUCACAUAUCUUUGCUGGGUCCAGUUGCUUUACACUUCCCUACUUCCCAUCCCGUGCGAAGAAAAAAAGCUACAAGCCUGUACUUUCCAUUAACUGAAAGGAACAACUUGUGAAAAUCAGAAGUGUAGGUUGUCAGUUUAGCAUUUAUGAAGUUAAGUACCGGUCAGCUUGUUUCUCCGGGAGGUAUGAGCCAGUCAUAGUUCUACCUCAUGUUCUCUUUGAUCUCUGUCCAGUGAACUCAGCAAGUUGUGACCCAUGGUUCCUUACUAGCCUUAAAACAUUGUUUUUAAAUACAGUCUGCCCUUCACAUUCACUGUGCUAUUAAGGAGGAAAAGAGAGAGAGAGAAGGGGGGGUCUUUAGCAAGCGAGAAGCAGAGAGAGGGAAAGGAGGGAGCUGUGAAGAGAAAUAUUUUCCCUUAAGUUAAUAUUGUUUAAUUAUUUAUUACCUAAUUGAUUUAUUUAAAAAAAGAUUAUAUUGUGUGUAUUACAGUAUUUACAUAGUAGAUAAUAAGUGUGUGUGGGGUGUAAUAAUAAUAAUGGUUUGAUGGCAGUUAUUGGAAAAUUUACAGGUUUUAGGUUACACUACAGAAAAAAAAGUACAAAAUUAAGGGGUUGGAGGCUGGUGGGUUUAGAUAUCAAUUGAAUAUGGGAUGAAUUGUGGUGGCACCAAGCCAGAGCAGCAUAUUGCAGUUGUCGGUGAGAUGCUAAUCUCGGGUCAUCUCCGUCUGUGGGUCAAAUGACAGCUGAUGGCAAGGUGCAGAUGGCAUGGUGUAAAAAUAUCACUCGGGUGAUAAAGGUGUGAACUCAAGGCUGGCAAGAUACACUCAACCCUCAAUAUCCCAGACAAAUAGGAAGAAGCACCUGUCCCAGAACCAAAACAGUCCAGGAAUUGGAAAUUGCUACAGUCUGGGGGCCACAGCCCAUUCCUGGACAUUUUCCAUACUCAAUCUGGCAAUUGCCAGUAUUUAGUACUUGACCCGGACUUUUACCACACUUUGUCCAGCACACUUAAGCAACACAAGUGAGAAAGAUUAACUUAAACAUGGCAUUUAAAGACUUGCAAUAUACACCAACAAGGACACAGCAUGUAUGGUGGUCAUAAGGUGUUCACCAUUCAGUAACCUCUUCUUAUACAAGGAGGUUAGAUUACAAAUUAAGACUCCGAUUAACCAAAAAUGUUAUACUACUGCAAAUUAUUUAUACACUCGAUUCCAGUGCAUACAGUGUUUGUAUGCAAAUGUAAAGUCAAAGCACACCCGCUUAACAGCAUAAGACAACUGUAAACAACUACGCCCUGCAUACACGUGGCCAUUGUUGUUGACACUGACCAGGGGACGGAACCUGAUGUAUGGCCGAAUUUCUGUUUUGAUACCCGGACUUGGGCCAGGAUAUGUCUGGCAACCACUGGGCAUAGUCAGACCACAAGGUUUGGCCCUGACUUGUAUUUUGAUUUGGACUUUACAGGGCAUGUGCCUUUUAAUUACUGGACCCUGGAUUUUAUCCAGGGAAUCAAGGGUCGAGUGUACAAAAGGCGGGUGGGCUAAUGGCAGGACAAACAGUGGUAGCUGACUUUGUUGUACGAAGCUUAUUAAACAAUUUCAACUUUUUAAUCAUCAGAUUUUAGGGCCUCUUGAAAGCAUUUUCAGAAGCACCACAUUUAGAAAGCAUACCUACUUUGUAUUUCUGUAGCGCACUAAAACUUUUGAGAAUUUAAUUUGAUAUAUUUAUGGCAGUAAAUGAUAAAAAAGUAUUUAUGCAUUUAUGUCUUACUAAACUUUGUUUUCUUUACAUUUUUCUAGUCCCUGUGCAUCCGCAGUUUUCUGCAGUUGGCCACAAUGCUAAAAAGAAUCCAUUUAAAUUACUGAUGCCAAACUCACAAAUAAUCAGGUGUGGAGGGCUGACUGUAUUGUCACUUAACCAUGGAAAUAUCAAUCUUGAUUCUAAAACUUUUCCUUGUGUUAAGAUCACUGAAAUUUAUUUACUGUUAAAACACUGCAGUUUGUUAUUGAGCUGGAAAAUAAUUAGAUUUUUAAAACUAAAGUACAAGUAUUUAGAUAAGCUAAAUAUAUAAAUUUACAAUCAGUGCAUUGAUAAUGCUGCAUUGAUUAAUUGACUAUGUAUAUAUUUAAUUAAUCAGAUAAGUUAUUUUAAAAUACAUAGUUUAUAGAGUAGUAGGUAUUUGGUAUUUUCAUUUCAUCCCUGGUACAUGGUAAUGCCUCGGCUUUAUUAGUUGAUGGAUGAUGGCAUACCUUCAAUAUUUUAGGAAAGUGACAGGAUUCUGUUGAGAAAUGCAAUCAGCCUUUGACAAAAAUGGGGAGGCAUUAGUUGCUGUAAUCUGAGGUGUGCAUGAGUGUACUCUGGCAACCUGCUAUCACACAGCAUGUCUGAUUUUGUGGUUAACAUACAGUAGCCUACACAUAGGAAAGUUAUUAGUAUCAAUAAUGUGAAGGCAGCAAUGAGGAGUCUGUCAAUUUUAGUUGAUUUUGAGUAUCAAAUUAUAAAAUAUUAAUAUUGUUGCAGACGGCUGCUUCAUUAAACUUUUCUCUGCGGAAGGCAGCAGGGUUGUUUAAUUAUUUGAAACUCAAAAUCAAUUAUAUUUGAUGGUAAUCAAUAUUGCUGCCUGCAUAUUCUUUAUACUGAUCACUAUUUCCUGUGUAGGCUAUCAUGUGUUAUCCAUGAAAUUGGACAGGCCAUGUGACAGCAGGUUGCCAGAACAUGAUAUUGCACACCUCAGACUCAGGCACCACAACUAAGGUUACCUGUGACUAAUAACAAGUAAUAUUUGAAUGCAAAAGUGAGUAUACUUUUGCUUAAUUAAUAUGAAGAAAAUUCCUGUUCACUGAUGAUGCCAUUUGAGUGGCCUACUGAAUAUAUAUUUAUUAAAAGUAUGUAUUAAGACAUUACUCAUUCCAUAGACCACUGUCAUGAGGUAUUUGGGUGUCUGUGCCUGUAAUAACCAACUCCUGAUCUCAAAUUUGAAAUAGUUAAAGGCCGCUGUAUAAUGAAAAAUUGAUACAAUAAAACCUUAGUUGGCACAGCUGGGACAAAGGCCUUGUUGACUAAAAGGAAUAGUCCCCCACUCAAAUACAUACAUAUAAGCACUCACAAUGUUUGCAUAAUAAAUAAGAUGCGAUUCAACCAUGGGGAGGCCUUUUGGGAGACUAACGACCCAACGACUAUUCUCACACCUACAGGAUGAUUUUUUUUUUUUUUUCCCCGACUGCACAUCCUCUGAAUGAAUGUUCCUGCCCACUAGAGAGUUAACCAUUAUAUUCCCGAGCAUUAAAAAAGACCCUCUUGGAAAAGUUUUCACACAUGGAAAUAGAGUAUGGCAUAUUCCAGCCUUUAUUUUUACACCAGGUUUGUUGUGUUGUAUAUAAAUUUUGUAUAAGUUUGUAUAUAUGAAUUUGUAUAAGCUUUUGUUUAUAACAAAAAUAAAUUUUAAGAUAU
Molecule: messenger RNA, 5484 nt
Organism: Eriocheir sinensis (Chinese mitten crab)
Lineage: Eukaryota; Metazoa; Arthropoda; Malacostraca; Decapoda; Varunidae
Product: G patch domain-containing protein 2-like
Exons: 13
Coding region: 193-1950 (585 amino acids)
Molecular function (GO): nucleic acid binding
Source: RefSeq, a predicted model, not a curated record